AAUGGUAUUAGCCCAUAAAAAAACUCAAAGUUGAUAAGAUUUUUCUUUGGUUCGGUUUUGGUCUAAAUCGGAAAAAACCGAACCAAAUUUCCCAGCCCUAGUUCUGCUUAAUGGGCUUGAUUGUUUUUCAAAUCAUGGGCUUUUGUGUCAUAAUCCAUCCCCUUCAGACGAAAAGGCGGGCAGGCCGGGCAGUAGCCACGAAAAGAUAAGACUGACCGUCUCAAAAUAUCCAAAACUCUCUCUCCUUCACAUUUUGCAGUCGACCAUCGUCGUCAUCGUCGAGGAAACGAAAAAAAGUUGCAGCGAGCAACCGCACUGUACCCACCCACUUUUAGUUCCCAUGGCGGCCGCCCAACUCUUCUUCUCUCCUCCUCUCCCCAACCCACAUCCGGCUCCCAACCACCGCCGCUGGGUACAGUCCUCCUCCAUUCUCAGCCGGCAAAACAGAGCAUCCGCCGGGAAAUUCAUAACCCGAGCCAACGGCGGGGACAUGCUGGGAGAUUUCGGGGCGAGAGACCCGUUUCCGGCGGAGGUAGAGAGCCGGUUCGGUGAGAAAGUUCUGGGAAACAUGGAUACGGAGCACAAGAUUCUGAUCCCCAACAUCUCCGCCAUGUCUCUGGCGCAGCAGGAGUGCUCCCCUGUUUCUCCCGUCCAGCCUCCCAUGUCGAAAGACGACGCCCAACGGCUGUUGAAGAAGGUUUUGGGGUGGAGAUUGUUGGAGGAGGAAGGUGGGCUGAAACUGCAGUGCUUGUGGAAGUUGAAGGAUUUCGGCUGUGGGAUUGAACUUAUCAACAGAAUUCACAGAGUGACGGAGGCUUCGGGCCAUUUCCCCAACUUGCAUUUGGAACACCCGAACCAAGUGAGGGCUGAGCUCUGGAGUAGAACCAUUGGUGGGUUGACUAUGAACGAUUUCAUCGUUGCUGCCAAGAUAGAUGCGAUUAAGACCUCCGAUCUCGCACCCAGGAAGCGGGUUUGGGCAUAAAGCUCAAUCUGCAAAUUUCAGACAUGAAAUCUUCAAUGUACUUUGUGUGCCAGUUUUGCUAAUGAUAUGGUUCGAUAAGUGGUACAAUCGAUUAAAGUUCAAUUCAUGUCGGUUUUAGCAAAACAUGUAGAGAAGUGGGAAAUCGUUAACGCUUAAUAAAUUCAGGCAUUACAUAAAAACAUAUUUGAAGACAAUCUCUCUAAAAUCUACAUUCAUAGUGGUAAUACCACUAGUUUUGAACCUCGAGAUUCUAAGUUCAAAUCUUGUAAGUAGUACCAAAUUACAAAAAGUAAACAUAUAUUAUCAUUAUCUAAAAAGUAUAUCCAUAUUUAAAUAAAAUAAAACAUUCCAA
This is a messenger RNA of Linum trigynum, 1334 nucleotides long. Lineage: Eukaryota; Viridiplantae; Streptophyta; Magnoliopsida; Malpighiales; Linaceae. The record is from the annotation of a GenBank genome assembly.